Messenger RNA from Pseudomyrmex gracilis, 2147 nucleotides. Its product is annotated as receptor-transporting protein 3-like. NCBI's taxonomy places the organism in Eukaryota, Metazoa, Arthropoda, Insecta, Hymenoptera, Formicidae. The transcript is spliced from 5 exons. The coding region runs from base 308 to 1624 and encodes 438 amino acids. The record is from RefSeq and is a predicted model, not a curated record.
AUGGGAGUGUCCGUCCAAGAAGAUGGCAAGCAUUUCGCGAAUUCAUCAUUAAUUAAGAACAGCUUUGUGACGAAUAAGUUUGUGCGUAUGUAGUAUAAAAGUUUAAAAGUGAAUAAUUCGCGAGUGAAAGUUAUAUAAAAAAAAAAAUUUGAAGCCACUUGUUUUGGGAACACUUAAGAAAAACUCGAAUCCAAGAGGAGUUAGAAAUCGACGCUAUUCUUUGUCAGAGAAUCGGAAAUCUUUUCUUUAAGUGAAAUUAAUCAACAUUUUUAUUCUUCAGAUUUAUAUAGUUAUUCUUGUUAUCAAAAUGAGGUGUCAUUACCAAGCACAAAAGUAUCGAGUCGGCCGCAUCCUAGGAAUCUUUCUGUCUUUGUGUCUCGCCUCGGUCUCGUCUCACGAAGCUGUACCGUCAAAUCAUCAGAGCACACCGGGCGCAUCGACUUUGAAGAUAGAGGCCAGAGAAUCCGAAGCUUCCGUAGUUCUGGGAAAAGAUCUCGUUCUCAGUCCGUCCUGGCCGAUCGAAACGCCAAUCGUCAACUCCAGCUAUUCCAAUGACGCUGCGUCGACCAAAGACGAUCCCUCCGUAACUCCCACGAUUGUCAACCGAUUAUCGUCUUCCGGAGAACACGAUGGAAAUUCGCUUCGGAGAUCCGACGUGAAUUCCGAUGUCACGAGCCGCUACUGGACCGGCAAAAACCCGAAGAUAGCCCGGAAAAAGGACAGCUAUCUCGAGGCGCUUAGACACUCGCGCACCAGCGAAGAUCCGCGGGAAGGAAUCGUUCGUUUGGACACGAAGACGAAAGCGAACAGGAGAGAGUACGUGCAACAAGGGCCCGUUUACAAGCCGGAAAGUACGGAGUACGGUCCGCCCGAUUCGAAGAGUCCGCGAAUUAUUUACGGCUCACCCGGCGCUUCGUCGCUCGGCGAUUCUUAUUCCCAGUCUUACAAGCCGUCGACAGACUACGGUGGCGUUCCGCAGAAUUCGUACGGACCGCCGCAAAAUGCGUACGGACCGUCGCAGAAUUCGUACGGACCGCCGCAGAAUUCGUACGGGCCUUCGUACGGAUCGUCCGGUAAUUCUUAUCCUCCGCCUCAACAAGAAUACGGUCCCUCCAUACACAAUUCCAUCCCACAUCCGGCUUACGGGGCACCUUACGCACUCUCAGACGUGUCUCACAUUUCCAUAUUGCCGAGCUUCGAUCUGGGCUUACCGUUCGCGCUCAAACUUAACGCGUUCACCAUCGCAAAGAUCAUUCUGAAAUUAGUGAUCUUCAAGAUGAUCGUGAAGUUCAUCGCGGUGAUCUGCCUGCUGCUCUUCAUACCCAAACUCGAGAUCAUCAAGAAAAAAGUCACUAACAAGGACGACGAGGAGGAGGAACGUGGGUUUUCGUCGCCUUACGCCACUUCGGAGACACUGCGUAAUCUUGAAGCGAUAGUCGGAAACUCCGUGGAGAAGUACGAGAGGAUGCAAAACGAUACUCGCUCGUCGAGAAAGUGCGCGACGCUCGCGUGUCAAAUCGCCGAAACGCUCGCUCAUCACGAAUCUUGGGAUCAUUACGUAAAUUUAUUCAAGAACUACGCGAAGGAAGAGAGCGAAUUCGCGAAAAGAGAGAAAGAGCAGUGAGAGGUUUUUUACGUUGUUGUUAAACUUCAUCAUCAUCUCGUGUGUCAUCUUUUAAUUUGUAUUCUCUUUUUAUUUAUUUAUUUAUUUAUUUUAUAAAAUUCUACUUUACAUAAUUGUUAUAUAAAAUACGUGUUUUGGUAUUUUUUUAAAUCUCUUUUCCCGAUCUUCUGAUCUACUGGCAGGUAAGUGAGAGAGUGAUUUUUCAACAAAUGCUGCCAAAUUGUCGCUUAUUUAUUAUAGACGAAUAAUUUCCAAAGAAAGGUGCCGCACACACUCGAAGCGUCAUGAAACCUGACAGUCAUGAUCCGGGCAUGAUGCUGCUCUCAAUUCUCCUCUCUCAGGUGGGGAUUAAUUUAAUCGCUACACAUGCUUUAUAAACGUAGCAUAGUGACACGAUUUGUCAGUUCUCCCGCGACAGUCUCUCAAUUCGUCGCGUACCUAGACAAUCAUCAUCACCCAAGUCUCAAGCUCUAAAACAGCUGGAACAAUGAAGAUAGCAAUUGUAGUCGCGUUGUCAUUCCUU